UACUCAAAGAGAAGAUGCAUUUUCUUCCACUAUGCAAUUUCCACUAUCAAUAAUUUAAUUUUUUUUUUUCUUCAGCAAGGAAGAACAAUAAGGCUGAUUGUUGCCUUUUGAAGUUUUAUUUUUUUAAAAAAAAAAAACAACAAUUUAGCUUUUUUUUGUUGAUAGGAAGUUUGGAAAGAAACUGAACACUUAUUACACAGACUUUUCAUCUGAGAUACCAAAACGAGUUGAUUUGAUGAGUUCUUUUCACAAAUAGUCACUAAAAAGCUCCAUCAGGUGAGAAGAGUAAUGACAAUCCUUUUCCUUACUAUGGUUAUUUCAUACUUCAGUUGCAUGAAAGCUGCCCCCAUGAAAGAAGCCAGUGUCAGAGGACAGAGUGGCUUGGCUUACCCAGGUCUGCGGACCCAUGGUACUCUGGAGAGCAUAGGUGGGCCUAUGAGCAAUUCAAGAGGUGGUGGACUUCCAUCCUUGACAGAUACCUUUGAACAGGUCAUAGAGGAGCUUUUAGAGGAAGAACAAAACAUACGACAAAGUGAGGAAAAAAAGGACUCAGACUUGUAUUCAUCUAGAGUUAUGUUGAGCAGUCAAGUGCCUUUGGAGCCACCACUUCUUUUUCUUCUAGAGGAGUACAAAAACUACUUGGAUGCUGCAAACAUGUCUAUGAGGGUUCGGCGUCACUCAGACCCUGCUCGACGUGGGGAGCUGAGUGUGUGUGACAGUAUUAGUGAGUGGGUUACUGCCGCAGACAAGAAAACUGCUGUGGACAUGUCAGGUCAAACUGUUACUGUCCUUGAAAAAGUCCCAGUACCCAAAGGCCAACUGAAGCAAUAUUUCUAUGAGACCAAAUGUAACCCUAUGGGUUAUAUGAAGGAAGGAUGCAGAGGCAUAGACAAAAGGUACUGGAAUUCACAGUGCCGAACUACCCAAUCGUAUGUGCGUGCUCUCACCAUGGAUGGCAAAAAAAAAGUUGGCUGGCGAUUUAUAAGAAUAGACACUUCAUGUGUAUGUACAUUGACCAUAAAAAGAGGAAGAUAGUGAAUUUAUGUUGUAUAGAUUAUAUUGAGAAGAAAAUAUCUAUUUGUAUAUAUACACAACAGGGUAAAUUAUUCAGUAAGAAAAAAAAAUAUGGACUGCAUGUAUAAAUGAGGUUUAUACAGUACGGUGGUUCUACAAUCUAUUUAUUGAACAUAUCCAUAAACCUACGGGAAGCGGUCAUCUGUGCACAUUGCUGUCUGUUAUCUGCUAGAGGCGCCAAGGAACCUGUUGCUGUGCAAUACUUCCAUGGCUCCUCCUGCAAAACAUAACUGACAAAAUAGGCCUGCGUUAUUUUCCUCAAUAACAUUGUGGUUUGUAGCUGUUGCCAACAAUUGAAAAAAAGAAAAAAAAAAAAAGUAAAGAUAAAAAAAAACGAGUUGCAUGCUGCUUCAGUUGUGAAUUGAUAAAACUCUGUUCUCUAUCAGACAAAAAUUGAACCAAAACAUUCCGUUUACAUUUUAGACAGUAUCUUCAUUCCUGUUAGUAUUAUAUCUGUUUUACUGCUUUUAACUUCUGAUAGCGUUCAAAUUAAAACAAUGUCAAGGU
Messenger RNA from Bombina bombina (fire-bellied toad), 1581 nucleotides. RefSeq names its product brain derived neurotrophic factor (gene BDNF). NCBI's taxonomy places the organism in Eukaryota, Metazoa, Chordata, Amphibia, Anura, Bombinatoridae. The record is from RefSeq and is a predicted model, not a curated record. Bases 289 to 1035 code for a protein of 248 amino acids. The transcript has 2 exons. Gene Ontology annotation, molecular function: nerve growth factor receptor binding; growth factor activity. Gene Ontology annotation, biological process: positive regulation of collateral sprouting; neuron projection morphogenesis; memory.